Messenger RNA from Peronospora belbahrii, 429 nucleotides. Lineage: Eukaryota; Oomycota; Peronosporomycetes; Peronosporales; Peronosporaceae. The record is from the annotation of a GenBank genome assembly.
AUGGCGACGGAAUUAUUUGAGGAUAUUUUUGAAGUACGACAGGUGAAUCCAGAUGGAAAGAAAUUUGAUAAAGUCACGCGUGUCGUAUGCAAAGGUGUAUCAUACGAAUUGGAACUGACAUUGGACAUUAAUUCCGAAGUAUGUCGUCUACGUCAGAAUGAAAAAUUUACACUGGCACUUGUUAGUACUUUGGACUUGGAAGGAAAACCAGACGAUGGUACGUUUAACCAGUCCGACAAGCCAACACUGUUAGACCGGUAUGACUAUGGAAUGUACGGCAAAGUGUUCCAGUAUGAUCAUGAAGGUGGCAAUAUGGUGGCUAUUUAUGCCAGUUUUGGUGGUCUGCUAAUGUGCCUGCGCGGUGAACAGCGCCACUUGCAUAUGAUUCACAAUGAUACAAGGAUUUACUGUUUGCUUCGAAAGCAAUAA